AUGAUGUUUGGGAGACCCCGAUGCAGAGAGUGGACGCCUCUGGCGACCCAGCAACUUCGAUUAAGAAGUCUAAUUCAGAUUGUCGGCUACAACAUACGACCGCCCGAAUGGUGUACACGUCAGUGCAGUUACUACCUAACGCUUCAUCACACAACCAUGUCAGCGCCGUUCUACACAAGUGAGAGGAUAUGUUCACCACAUCCGAAAUGGAAGGAGAUUGAUUCUGAAAUAACGCAACGAAUGUCUUCCACGAACGUCGUAAUUCGAAUAUGGUGUCAUAUCUUAUGGCCUAUCAAUACGGAAGAAAAAUGUGAACCUCAAGACACCGUCAUACAAACGUGGGGCGUCUAUUUCAGCGGUCUUAGAUAUAUCGGGGCCAAUUUAUCUUUAAAUUUCACGUCUGACUGUUUCAAAAGCAACACGCUUGUAUUUCAAAUGCACGGAGGCUAUUUUUGUUCGUAUAAAAGCCUCAAAUUAGACGUUAUACCUCCAGAGAACGAAGUUGAACACGGAUCUCUCUCUUCAGACUCCUCUGGAAGGACCAAUGUGUCUAAAGUUAUUCUCGAAUCGAAAGCUAUACAAAACCAUAAACUAAUAAAAGAAUCUAGAUCAAUAUCGCCCAGCAAAUACUCACGGAUAUCUGACAAGGAGUACUCCAAAAGUCACAGUCCAGUCGAAAGAGGCUUCAAGCAGAAUUUUCCCACUCUAAAAUCGUCCGCAAGCUUAAAUAUUUCUCUUAAUCAAAGGGAAGUGAAUCGUAGUAGGGAAGGCAGCAGUGAAAGAAAACGAAACGACCCAAUUCAAAUAUAUGAGCAUUCGCCUGACCAUUUAGACGUAACAACCAGUGAUAUGACCUGUGAUAACCAUUCGAAAUACGCCUCACAAGAGGAAUUGUCUGGAAGCAAAAUAGAUUUAAGUGAAACCGCUGAGAAUUACGAUUUGAGGAACGAGUCCGAUGGUGAGCCGAAAUAUCGAUAUCUGGCUUUAAAUUUUCUUAAAUCUGAAAUACGGCCUAGUUACAACGCCAGUAAACUACAGAAGCUGCAUCUAUUACAGUACUCUAUAAAGAAACGGCAAGAAGCGGUACAAGACAUUAAAGAGAGAAUUUUUAAGAAAUCCGCUCUUACUGAUGAUAGCUGGCUCCAAUCUAACGACCGGUGUGACGUUAGACAUAGGAAAAGUCGAUCCCAGAGAAAUUUGUUUUCUCCCGACGAUAUGUACGAUAAGGGGAAGUCUGCAUCUCAUAGCGACUUGAGCGUUAAAAAUGGAAAGAUUAAAGAAGAAAGGCCAGUGUCAAAUGGACCGCGGCUUACUUUGAAAUUGAAUGACCUUUUGUCUUUUAAGUCUAAACCUUCUCCCUUUCAAAGGGCAGAGCAUGUGAGACUGACGAAGCAAUUGGAAAUUCUUCGGUUCAAGCGUAUAAUUUUGUCGGACGAGCGAGAUAGUAAGCUGGCGAACAUAAGAAGACUGAAAGAGAAGCAUUCUAAAUUGUUUGAAGAGAAUCAGGAUGUUGGUUCGGAACUAAUGGAAAACUAUCAUACGUUGUCGCGUCGCAACGAACUAUUGAAAGAGACGAAACAGUCUUGUGCCGCCAUGCGUGAAUUGGCAGCGAGGACUCACGCAGCGUUAGCGAGUCAACGAUGCGAACUGCUCUCUCAGUUUCAUCAAAUAUUUUAUAUUGAACAGAGGGACGCGACGACAUGGUGUAUAAUAAAUGUCCCGCUGCCGAUAUGCGACGAUGAGAACACGCGAACUUCCAACGCUGUAAGCGACUCGGUUGCGGCCGGCUUCGUAGCGCAAGUGACUACGCUCGCCGCCGCCAUUUUGAAUCAACCGCUUCGCUACAAGAUCACUUUGCUGGGCUCCGCCAGUAAGAUUCUAGACAUCGUGCCCGACUUGCCUGACCCAAACAUACCCUUAUUCGCCAGGGGCGGUGAUGUAACCCUCUUCCGUUACGCGAUGUUUUUGAUGAAUAAAUGUAUAGCGCAGUUGCUAUGGGGCAGGGGACUUUCCGUUACUGAUAUGAGGCCAACUUUAAGUAAUCUGCAACGAUUGUUAACGACUCCAAGUAACUUAUCGGACACGUCGAAACUGUUCGGCACAUAUCGAUGGUUGGCCGACAAUCAGUGUCCGCGAACACAGUCGCUACGCAGCCUAGUUGCGUCGGAGAGGGGGAAAUACAGACAGUUCAAUCGAUUUAAGGACGCAGUGGACGGUCAGUCGCCUCAUUCUAUGUUGAACCAUCGAAGGCACAAGCAUUCGCGAAGCGUUGGAAGCUAUCAUGAUCAGGAGUUAUCUAUUUUAAACGCUUCAACGACUUCGAUAAUGGGAAGUGAUUCAAACAUAUACAACAUGAAACUGACUCAAGAAAUUGCAACUGAAUCAAACCAAAAUUGUCACAAAACUCACUCAGAUUCGGAAAUAUCUAAAAUUUCAACAGAAGAAUGUAUAGUUCAAAGCAGUUCCGACAGCAAAGUACUGUUCACUUUGGGAGAUGAUACAGCGUUGGUAGAUCUAGAGACAGAGAAGCUGGUGAAAAUUUCAAUCAAUAACGACGACGAAUGGGUGAAAUGUGUUGAUGAGAACGUCAAAAGAAUUUGUUCGGAAAUUGAGAAUUUCUGCUCAAAUAACGUGAAUUCGGUGACGGGAAAGUUUGAAAAGGCAGAUAUAGAGAUAGCGAAAUUUAUCGAUGAACGUAAAACUAGUGUCGAAAUAGAAGAUGCUGUUGACAUAUCUUGCGAUACGUGUGAAAAUAACAGGGACGGUGUUUGUGAUAUAGCGUGUGCCAACAACGUUAGAGACGUGAUCGUGAUACCAAGUGCCGAGGCCAUAUUGGAUACAGGUCAGAUGCAAUCGGAUAAAGCGAUUGAUAGCAUUAGUGAAUUACAAUAA
This is a messenger RNA of Parnassius apollo (apollo), 2892 nucleotides long. The record is from the annotation of a GenBank genome assembly. NCBI's taxonomy places the organism in Eukaryota, Metazoa, Arthropoda, Insecta, Lepidoptera, Papilionidae.